Gongylonema pulchrum is the source of this 255-nucleotide messenger RNA. The record is from the annotation of a GenBank genome assembly. Lineage: Eukaryota; Metazoa; Nematoda; Chromadorea; Rhabditida; Gongylonematidae.
AUGAUCUUGUAUUUUUUUUUUUUACAGCGCGACUUGGUUUGCGAAGAAUGUCAGUUCGCUGCUCAAGAGCUGAAACAUGCCAUAGAAGAUGAACAAAGUCAGAAGCGUGUAAAACGAUUCAUCUCGGAAGAAGUUUGUAGCCGACUGGGCAAACUGCAGGGCAAAUGCGAUCUUCUCCUCGAAGAAUUUAUGCCGGAACUCAUUGAAGAGCUCGAUAAACUGCUUCAAAAUACAAAAACCGUAUGUUUUCAAUGA